Molecule: messenger RNA, 1756 nt
Organism: Onthophagus taurus
Lineage: Eukaryota; Metazoa; Arthropoda; Insecta; Coleoptera; Scarabaeidae
Product: Cytochrome P450 305a1
Biological process (GO): xenobiotic metabolic process
Cellular component (GO): cytoplasm; intracellular membrane-bounded organelle
Molecular function (GO): iron ion binding; steroid hydroxylase activity; oxidoreductase activity, acting on paired donors, with incorporation or reduction of molecular oxygen, reduced flavin or flavoprotein as one donor, and incorporation of one atom of oxygen
Source: RefSeq, a predicted model, not a curated record
UUCAACUUAUGUAUAGAGAUAUAGAUAGUAAUAGUAGUGUGUGUAGAUUCUUGGCCAAUUGCCCAACGGCAUUUAGUCCCGAUUAAUUCAUGUACAGACAUUAAUUCAAUUUAACCGAGCAAAACGGGACGUUUUAAAUUUCUGAUUCACUUCUCAACAGCCUCAAGAUGUUAUUUGUCUUGAGUCUUAUAUUGAUAUUGAUGUGUUUGUUAUACGUACAUACUUCUAGCAAAAAACCUCAUAACUUUCCUCCUGGUCCUUUUUGGUAUCCUUUUACAGGAUGUAUAAAAGAAUUAGGAGAAAUCUCAAGAAAAUUAGGAGGUCAACACAAAGCCUUCAAUUUCAUGUCAAAACAAUAUGAAAGUAACAUCAUUGGGUUAAAAUUAGGGAAUAGAAAAGUUGUGGUCGUUUUAUCGUAUCCAUUAGUUAAACAAAUUUUAUGUUCGGAAGAUUAUGAUGGAAGACCAAAUGAUUUUUUUUUGAGAUUAAGAUCGAUGGGCCAAAAAAUUGGUAUUACUUCCGCUGAUGGGGAAUUAUGGUUAAUCCAAAGAACUUUCGUAAUGAAACAUAUGCGUCAACUCGGUUUUGGUAAAGAAACUAUCGAACGUAUGGUUCACGAGGAAUUAGAAGAGUUACUUUUAACAUUCGAAUAUUCCAAUAAAACCGCAGUACAAGUCGGUCCAAUACUUUCAAUGUCUGUACUAAGUAUUCUUUGGCGUUUAGUAGCAGGAAGUCGCCUCCCAAAAGAUGAUACUCGCCUCCAAGACAUGUUUAAGCUCCUAAAAAUUAGACAAUCCGCUUUUGAUAUGGCUGGAGGUCGUUUAAAUAUGUUUCCGUGGUUGAGAUUUAUCGCCCCAGAAAAAACCGGUUAUAAUUUAAUAUUGCGAUUAAACGAGCAAAUGCGAUCAUUUUUUCAAGAGAUUAUUGAUAAACAUCAUGAGGAAUGGAACCCGGGGAGAGACGACGAUGUUAUUCAUGCUUUUAUUAGCCAUAUGAAAGAAGGAAACGAUGUUCAUCCAAGUUUUACAAAUGAUCAACUUUUAAUGAUUUGCAUCGACAUUUUUAUAGCAGGAUCACACACAGUUACUUAUACUUUAGAAUUUGCGUUUCUAAUGAUUAUCUUACACCCAGCUAUUCAAAAAAAGAUUCAAACUGAAAUUGAUAACGUAUUUGAGGAAGAUCAUGUUAUAACUUAUUCCGAUAGAAUGAAAGUACCAUAUGUUGAAGCUGUUAUAAUGGAGGUCAAACGUUUUUGUCAUGUAACACCAAUAACGGGUCCAAGAAGAACUCUUCGUGACACCGUUCUAGAUAAUUAUUUCAUACCUAAAGAUACAACAGUAUUAAUUAGCAAUUAUUCAGUUCAUAUGGAUAAAAAUAUUUGGGGUGAUCCUGAAGUGUUUCGACCGGAAAGAUUUUUGGAUGAAAAUGGAAAAUUGGUCACUUCAGAAAAACUUAUUCCGUUUGGAUUAGGUAGAAGACGAUGCCCAGGAGAAUCUUUAGCCAGAUCGUAUAUUUUUUUGAUUUUCGUUGGCGUUCUUAGAAAAUACAUCAUAACCAAUGCCCCAAACCGUCCAAAACCAACAGGAACGCCUAUUCCUGGAAUUACAUUAAUUCCCGAGGAAUACAAAGUUAUGUUAAUUAAUCGAAAUCAGAAGAAAGCUUGAUUUUAUUUGCAAUUUUUGAAUCUUAGCCAAAAUUAGCACAAUUUUUUGUUAUUAUAAUGUAUAAUAUUAAAAAUACAUUCCAAGUAAAUAAA